UAUAAAGUUUCAAAAAAUCUUCGAUUUCAUUUUCAUUUCACCUCCAAUAAGAUUACGUGGACGAUUUUAUUAAAAAGUUGAAUUAACUUUACAUUUUAAGUCACAAGAGACAAAAUGGUCACAAAAUUCGUGCUUCUGGUUUCAGCUAUUGCUUUAUUUAGCAGUGCUAAUGGCCAAAGUUGCCAAAACCCCAAAGUUGAAGCCGCAUCGUUUACAAGUUUAGAUGCGACUAUCGUCACUCAAAUUGCCUAUAUUACAGAAUUUACCUUAGUUUGUGACAGCCCAUUGCCUCCAAACUAUGCGUUAUACGCUGAAGUUGAUGGAAAACCUUUAACAGCUGCUCGUAUCGGAGAAAACAAAUAUCAGGUAUCAUGGACUGAAGAACCAGCUGCCGCUCGCUCCGGCAUGCAUGAAGUAAGAGUACUAGACGAGGAAGGCUGGGCGUCACUCCGUCGCGCGCGCCGUGCUGACCCCACAGCAACAGUUGCACCUUUACUGGCUAUACAGUUAAAUCACCCUGGCAGUUACUCCGGUCCAUGGGUCAAUUCGGAAGUCCUCGCCACUGCUCUCUCUGUCCUCAUCGCAUACAUCGCUCUGCACAACAAGAGCAAGAUUCUAGCAUAAAUGUUAUAAUUUAAUUUAUUUUAUAAGAAAAAUAAAUGUUUAAUUUAUGAAUAAUAAAUUUAUUACAAUUAA
Papilio polytes (common Mormon) is the source of this 696-nucleotide messenger RNA. It is a transcript of the gene Tapdelta, whose product is annotated as translocon-associated protein subunit delta. Gene Ontology annotation, cellular component: endoplasmic reticulum; endomembrane system; membrane. NCBI's taxonomy places the organism in Eukaryota, Metazoa, Arthropoda, Insecta, Lepidoptera, Papilionidae. The transcript is spliced from 3 exons. The coding region runs from base 115 to 624 and encodes 169 amino acids. The record is from RefSeq and is a predicted model, not a curated record.